GGCUGCUCCGGGCGCCGUUGUUUGGGCUCUGGGCCUCCCGCGGGGCGUUCUCCGGGGGCCCGCCGGUGCAGGCCGCAGUGACAGGGCCGCUCGCCCGGCGCCCCCGCGUCGUUCCCGGUGCGGCGUCCGCUCGCGGCCCCCGCGACCCCGCAGGCCCAACAUGGCGCAGGAGGUGUCGGAGUACCUGAGCCAGAACCCGCGAGCGGCCGCCUGGGUGGAGGCGCUGCGCUGCGACGGCGAGACUGACAAACACUGGCGCCACCGCCGGGAGUUUCUGCUCCGCAACGCCGGGGACCUGGCCCCCGCCGGCGGCGCCGCCUCCGAUGACACGGAGGGCGCCGCGGACGCCGAGGGCGGGCGCCGCAGUCGGCAGCUGCAGCAGCUCAUCUCCUUUUCCAUGGCCUGGGCCAACCACGUCUUCCUCGGGUGCCGGUACCCUCAAAAAGUUAUGGAUAAAAUACUUAGUAUGGCUGAAGGCAUCAAAGUGACAGAUGCUCCAAUCCAUACCACCCGAGACGAACUGGUUGCCAAGGUGAAGAAAAGAGGGAUAUCAAGUAGCAAUGAAGGGGUAGAAGAGCCAACGAAAAAACGAGUUGUAGAAGGAAAAAACAACUCUGCAGUUGAGCAAGAAGAUCACGCAAAAACUUCUGCCAAACCAGAACGUGCGUCAGCUCAGCAGGAAAACAGCCCAGCGAGUGCCGGGUCCUCCGCCAAGUCGGAGAGUGGCGGGAGCUCCACACGGAGCUCAGGCACUUCGAGUCAGAGCAGCUCCACGGCCGACGGAGAGCCAUCUGUCUCCAGCCAAAGCAGCAGCAGCGUUUCUUCUCAGGUAACCGCGGCAGGGUCUGGGAAAGCUUCUGAACCGGAAGCCCCAGAGAAACGAGGGUCCGCGUCCCUGGUCUCUGCGCUGUUGAAAUCCAGUGUGAAUAGUCAUGUGAGCCCGCCCGCAGAUGCCGGUCAACAAAGCGGAUCGCCUAAAAAGAGUGCUUUGGAAGGCUCUUCAGCCUCAGCUUCUCCCAGCAUCUCAGAGAUCGAGGUGCCCUUGUUGGGCUCCUCGGGAAGCUCAGAGGUAGAGUUGCCACUGUUGUCUUCUAAAGCUAGUUCAGAGACAGCUUCCAGUGGGGUAACUUCCAAAACCAGUCCAGAGGCAAGUGUUUCAUCAUCAGUUUCUAAAACCAGUUCCUCGUCAGGCACAUCCUUACUAACUCCCAAGAGCAGCACGUUAGCAAAUACAUCAAUGCUGACUUCCAAAAGCACUUCGCAGGUAGCGGCGUCACUGUUAGCUUCCAAGAGCAGCCCCCAGAGCAGUGCAUCUCUUGUUUCUAAAAGCACUUCCUUAGCAGGCAUGUCGCAGCUGGCAUCUAAGAGUAGUUCUCAGACUAGCACAUCCCAGUUGCCUUCUAAAAGUACUUCCCAGCCAAGCGAAACGUCUGUCAGAUUCUCGUGUUGCAAGUUAACCAAUGAAGAUGUGAAACAGAAGCAACCUUUUUUCAACAGACUCUAUAAAACGGUGGCGUGGAAGUUGGUAGCUGUUGGUGGCUUUAGUCCCAAUGUUAAUCAUGGCGAGCUCCUAAAUGCGGCCAUUGAGGCUCUGAAAGCAACGCUGGAUGUGUUUUUCGUCCCACUAAAAGAACUGGCAGAUCUGCCUCAAAAUAAGAGCUCUCAAGAAAGUAUUGUUUGUGAAUUGAGAUGCAAGUCUGUGUAUUUGGGCACUGGCUGUGGAAAAAGCAAAGAAAAUGCAAAGGCAGUUGCAUCAAGAGAAGCAUUGAAGUUAUUUCUCAAGAAAAAGGUGGUGGUAAAAAUAUGUAAAAGGAAGUACAGAGGCAGUGAGAUAGAAGACCUAGUGCUCCUUGAUGAAGAAUCAAGGCCCAUAAACUUACCUCCAGCAUUAAAACAUCCUCAAGAAUUGCUAUAAUAUGUGCAAAAUAACACUAUACAGUAUCUGGUAUUGUCAGAGAAAAACUGGCUUUUGUAUAAUGUAAACACAGGCUUUCACAACUUUUAUAUUGCUUUUUUUCCAGUUUUGCAGAAAACUUACAUUCUCGUCCUCACACAGUAGAACUUGUAAAUAAUUAAUUAAUUAAUGGCAGUACACAUUAAAAAGUAUGCAUUAACAGCAUACCAGUAUGCUGUUGUAUUUGCUCAAGAAAAUACUGUCUUCUAUUUUUAAUGAUACAUUAGGUACGAUGUGUAGUUCUAUAGAGUCUUAAAACUUUUGUACUACUGUUGAUUUGAUGAAAAUGUAUUGGGUUGUCUGCCAUGCUUUUUUUCCCUAGUGGAAUCAUCCUCCCACAUUAAGCAAAGGGGACCAUAGUAUUUACGUGUCUGAAAGUCUGAAGCUUAAGGUUUUAAGAAUGUUGCCCAUAAUGUUGAACAUGUCUGUUAAAGAAUAAAAGAAAAAAUAGUUGCCUCGGACUAUUUUUAUGAGAAGUUGUAAACAUUUUUUUGAUACAAAGCAGUAUAAAGUACUUAAGGUUAUUUUAUUCUGAAGUUGUUUAAAAUUCACCAUGAUUUUGACCGCUGCAGAUUCUUUAAGUGGGUUAAUAAUUUAUGUUUUGAGGUAAAAUACAAUUUACACUUUUUCUUAAAAGACAUAAAUGUGGGUUUCUAUAUUAAGCAUAUUUUGUGACUACUGCUAUUAACAGAUUGAUUUGUUUAGAUAUUAAAUGCUUUAAGCUAUUUUACCUUUUCAAGAAGUUGUGUUUUUUUUUCUCCCGUGAGUCAGAACCAAUUCCUGCAAGUGAGUGUCCCGCUGCCGGUCAUCAUAAAUGAGAGCCACGUCAUUUUUCAUAGCUGAUUUUCUACACAACUGGAGAAGAAGGUGCGGUUUGCAAAUCUAGAACCGCGUGGUUUUUCUGUGUUCACAUCUUAAGAAAAUACUGCGAUGAAUAGGGAGCCACACUCAGCUCUUUAAUGAGCCUGUUCAAUUGAAUUAUGCUUAUUCGUAAUGAAAUGGAAUCCUGUUUUUGUCUUCGGUGACUCUAACUGUGUUACUUUACCACAGUACAUUGUGUUUCGUUUUUCUUCAGACUCGGGCCCAAUGUUUGUUAUCGUUGCGGCUUUCCUUCUGGCUUUCGGGAUGCCGCACCCUGAGCAGUGCUGGGGAUAAUGUACAGAGAAAAAUCGAGAAAUGACCUUUCUCACACGCCAGUUGUAUUAGACUAGGAAAACUGAAUGCGCGGAGCACAAUUUAAGUAUGUAGGAGUCAUUUCUAUUUUACGUUCUAGAAAUAGACAAGGAUACUUUAUAUGCUUGAAACCAAGAGUAGUUUUAUUUCAGCAGAUAACCUUUAGAAAUUACUAACGUGAGGGUGUUAGAUGUCAGAGAGAGGUCCACGUUCUGGAAGUGGGUUGUGAGAAGCAAUGACGUGAGUGCGUCAAAGCACUCUUAAUUACCUGGCUUUCCUUAGCUUUGAGUGUGUGACAAUGAUUGUCAGAAGGGCCAGCCCAAUACUACAAAGGGUAAAUUUCUAUAAUAUAUCUAAUUAGGCAGUUUGGUGACUUGCUAAAUUGGCUUGUUUCAAGUUAACAGAAAGGUUACUGAAAAUAUUUUAAAUUCUAGUAACAUUUGGGUGUGGUAGAAUUGGAGGACGCUGCUUAGUAUAAAAACAAAUAUUGUUUAACUUGUAAAGAUUUAUAUGCUAUAAACUUAUUAAAAGUUUAUAAAAUAACCAGAUUUUAAAGAAUCCAUGAUUUAAGAAAAGUGCAUAUUUUGUAAUUCAAGAGAGUAUAGUGCAGAAGAAAACAAGUUUUGGGAUCUGUUGUUCUUGAGAAUCUAGGCUCCUUCUGGGAAUUGAACCUUUGACUUCAUCUGUAAAGUAGGACUAACAGCUGCCUCAGAGAGCAUGGGCAAAAGGAUACAUUUAAAGUUCCCACUGUAGUGCAAUGUACCUUAGUUUAUUAACUGCUCAUGUAUGUGUUCUGACUGCCUCACAGCCUUCUGGCUAGCUAUUCUCCUUUGGCCCACUUUUCAGAUGGAA
Phyllostomus discolor (pale spear-nosed bat) is the source of this 3979-nucleotide messenger RNA. RefSeq names its product CDKN2A interacting protein (gene CDKN2AIP). Bases 161 to 1915 code for a protein of 584 amino acids. The record is from RefSeq and is a predicted model, not a curated record. The transcript has 3 exons. NCBI's taxonomy places the organism in Eukaryota, Metazoa, Chordata, Mammalia, Chiroptera, Phyllostomidae. Gene Ontology annotation, cellular component: nucleolus; nucleoplasm.